UUGGAAAACUUUAUUGACAGCGCAUGUGAGUGCACGCCGCGACACACGCCGAGGGAGUGAAGGUUAAACUACUCGAGUGUUAAAAACCAAAUUAAUACAUUUAAUAAAUACUUUAACGCGAUUGAUUAAGCAAAACCGGGAAAUGGACCCAAUGAAGGCGCAGCAGCUCGCUGCGGAACUGGAAGUGGAGAUGAUGUCAGACAUGUACAACCGGAUGACGGGCGCGUGUCACAGGAAGUGCGUGCCCCCCCACUAUAAGGAGGCGGAGCUCUCGAAGGGGGAGGCGGUCUGUCUGGACCGUUGCGUUUCCAAGUACCUGGACGUUCACGAGAGGAUGGGCCGCAAGCUGACUGAGCUGUCUGUGCAGGACGAGGAGCUGAUGAAAAGCAUGCAGCAGCAGGGGGCGGGGCCCCAGUGAUGAGCUCAUGCGCCAGGACACGCCCCCUUCCAGCGAGGUCACGGCUCGGACCACGCCCCCCACCCUGACACACUCACCAGAGAGACUCAAUUCAAACUUCAAGACUCCAGACUCCCGCUGCACAGCAGUGUGAUCCAGUCCUGCUUUCACUAGGAGUUUAAUAAUCAGACUCCCGCUGCACAG
This is a messenger RNA of Polyodon spathula (Mississippi paddlefish), 601 nucleotides long. RefSeq names its product translocase of inner mitochondrial membrane 10 homolog (yeast) (gene timm10). The coding region runs from base 143 to 418 and encodes 91 amino acids. The record is from RefSeq and is a predicted model, not a curated record. Gene Ontology annotation, biological process: protein insertion into mitochondrial inner membrane. The transcript has 2 exons. Gene Ontology annotation, cellular component: mitochondrial inner membrane. NCBI's taxonomy places the organism in Eukaryota, Metazoa, Chordata, Actinopteri, Acipenseriformes, Polyodontidae.